ACAAGUUACUCCUCCUUCUUACUCUCUUCUCUCCUCCCUCCACUUUCUCUCUCUAAAUUCUUACUCAUUCCUCCGUCGACAAACCCUAAAACUCAUUCAUCUCGCCGGUGACAAUUUUUUUUCCCCGGCGGAACCGGGAGGAAGCGAGCUCCGGGUCUGACCCGACCCGAUCUGUUUCCGGAUACCAUUUCCCGAAAGAGAUUGGAAAAUGUAUAAGAACCAGCUUCAAGAGCUGGCCCAGCGGAGCUGCUUUAACCUUCCAUCGUACACUUGCAUUCGGGAAGGUCCCGAUCACGCGCCUAGGUUCAAGGCCACCGUUAACUUUAACGGCGAGAUCUUCGAGAGCCCUCACUACUGCUCCACUCUCCGUCAGGCCGAGCACUCCGCCGCUGAGGUCGCACUCAAUUCUCUCUCCCACCGUGGUCCAUCUCACUCCCUCGCCGCUAAGAUCCUUGAUGAGACUGGAGUCUACAAGAACCUCUUACAGGAAAUUGCACAAAGGGUUGGUGCUCCAUUGCCUCAGUACACAACAUUCAGAUCAGGCCUAGGGCAUUUGCCUGUUUUUACUGGAAUAGUAGAAUUGGCUGGAAUCACAUUUACUGGUGAACCUGCCAAGAAUAAGAAACAAGCUGAGAAAAAUGCAGCUAUGGCAUCUUGGUCAUCUCUAAAGCAAUUGGCAAAAGAGACUGCAAGCUCUUCAACUGAACCGGAGAACAAUGAUGAACUGGAACAGAUCACAAUAGCUCGGGCUUUACAGAACUACCGUAUGAAGGAAAAGAUGGCAAUGUCAAAUCCAAAUGCUCCAAUUCCAUUCCAUAAGAAGUUUCAGAUUCAAAAUCCCAGGCCAACCAGUUCUCAACCUCUGCCUGCCACUACAUCAAAGAUCCUUCCCCUAAUUUGCCAAAAAGCGGCACCUCGAAGCAAACCCUCAUUGGCAACAGCAAAUGAAAGCCCUCGAAGCAGGCAUCCACUAUCAGCAGCAGCCAGUGACAAUUCCGUGGUGCCACCUCAGUCUUCUGCACUGGAAAGCCGAUGGACCCGACCCCUGAAGUUCCCUGCAGCAGGAGCAGCACCUUAUGUUCCUAUUCGACAAAUGAGAUCACCUUGCCAUGGGAUUGCACCUGCAGUGACUAUAAGGACCGUAGUACCUGUAUUCUCUGCACCACCUCUUCGACCACCAGCCUCAGUGUCCCAUCAGGUAAUACAAGCUCCUCCUGUAAGAGUUGCUCCUCCAGUCAAUAUUCGGCAAGCUGUUCCUGUAUAUGCUGCUCCAUCAGCAAGAAAGGAUGAACCUGCUCCCAUCCAAAAAGAAGAAUCACCAGCUAUUAGUGCCCUGGGCCAGCAAGAUAAACUGCCAGCUAAAAUUCAAGAUAUAGACAAGAUUGAGAAUACCCGACUAGAAUCACAGACUGUGCGGAGCUUGGAGCUUCUGAAAAUUUGAAUUUUAUUGGAGUGGGUCUGAAUCCAGGGAACUCCGUCAUGUUUUUGUGCUGACCUUGAGUUUACUUCUCAUCCUAUAAUGAGUGAUGUUAAAUCAUCCCUUCAUCUUUCCUUACCCCAUUUUGUCCUGUUAAAUGCGACAGUUGGCGCAGGUUCAUUAGCAUCAGCAGUCGAAUAUUUGUGAAAUUCAAGAGCAGUUUGGUAUUUAAUUUGCUCAUGUUUUUACUUAUGUAUGUAUCUCAUAUCUUAUUUUGCCUUGACAGCAAGUCUGCGAGCUUGAUUAUUGCUCGCUUUUUCUUGGGAUAAGUAUUGCUCCACUCUUGCGUGUGGAAUUGCUGCAUUACUUUCCCCACUAUUCACCUGAGACCUUACCAUCAUAGUGAGUUCAUCUCCGAGAUUUGAGAAUGUGUCUUUGGAAAAGAGAAGGCAGACGCUGCCCUAUGCUAGUUCUGUUAGAAGAAAAGCCUUACUCAUGAAACGGACCAGACAUGGCUUAUGUAAUUAGGUCUAUAGGGUACCUCUGGGCUCAUGAUUGUUAACUUUACGUGUUAAUUGAUAGAUAUAAUAAAGCUACAUG
This is a messenger RNA of Gastrolobium bilobum, 2017 nucleotides long. Its product is annotated as double-stranded RNA-binding protein 2-like. Lineage: Eukaryota; Viridiplantae; Streptophyta; Magnoliopsida; Fabales; Fabaceae. The transcript is spliced from 3 exons. The record is from RefSeq and is a predicted model, not a curated record. The coding region runs from base 209 to 1441 and encodes 410 amino acids. Gene Ontology annotation, molecular function: double-stranded RNA binding.